UAUAAAGUGAAACAGUGGGCCUCUCGCAUCCCAAGUUAGUGCCAGACCUGUCAUUUUCUCAUAUUGUUUUCAUUGAAUCUGUGUAAAUAUGGCACUUUGGAAGGUAAUUAUUAUCGCGAUUUGUGUGUCUGUUCAUGUCCAUUCACGUGAAGUUGAUUUACCGGAGGCUGUCAAGACGUGCAAGAAGGAUUCUGAUGAUUACGCUUCAUGCUUGAGGCUUGCCAUUCAGGAAUCCUGGCCAAUUUUCGUUAACGGCAUUCCUGAGCUCAAUGUGCCCCAGUUGGAUCCCUUCGUGGUGGACGUAUCCAAUAACAAUUUCGCGGUUGGUGAAGUGACUGGAAGAAUAUCAGUGAGAAACUCGAAAUCGUAUGGUCUAGCAAAAGCUCGUUUCUUGUCGUUGAGGCCCUACCACGAGGACGAUCACUUCCGCCUCGACAUUGACUAUGAGAUACCCAAGGUCCUCAUCGAGGGUGACUACAAGGCGGAGGGUACCAUCGGGGCCUUCCGAAUUGGUGGAAAAGGACAAUUCAACGUCAGCAUGACAGACGUCAGGUGCAUGCUCGUACUUGAAGGGCCAGUAAUUAGUGACAGAUGGGUAGUGGAGAGGCUCAGCCUCACGCCAGAGGUCGGAGACAUGAAAAUUUGGGCCUCUGAUUUGUUCAAUGGAAAUCAGCAGCUCACGAGAUCAGCUCUUAGUUUCGCAAAUGAAUACUGGGAGAUCCUCUACCGUGGAAUGCUGCCAUUUGCAGCAAAAACCUGGAAUGCUAGUCUUAAAGAUCUCGUCAACGGAAUCUUCGCCAAUCUGGCAUUCUCGAAGACCUUCCCUUGAGCCAAAAGGAGCAUUUACUUACCAAUUUAUUCUAUUUCUCCUUGAAAUAAUUCGGCAGAAUAGUGGCAAUGAACAACCUAAAUAGGGCAUUUAUCUCAAAUGUGCAAUCAUCUCAAUAACAAGUGGUUUCAGGAAAAAUGUGCGAAUGACAAAAUGUCUUUCAACAUUUUCACCUCAAUCCACUCUUCACUGCUGGAUAAUUCACCAAUUGAUGACUCGAUAUGCCUUUUCACUAUUUUACUACUGAAUUGUAUUUGCUCAAAAGUGAGUUUCCUUCGAUUGCGAAUUCACCAUUCACAAUUCCUGGCAAUCGUAAUUAAAUCUUUUGUAAUAUUGAGUUGAAGUUUAGAAAUCUUGGUAAUUCAGCUACUGAAGACCGAAGAAACUAUUAAAGAAGAGAAAAAUAUACGAAUAAAGACAAAAAAUGACGGGUUAAGGCGUCAACUCUGCCAUCAUUUAGAAAGUCCCGAGUGGAAAGUUCCAUUCACUGCGAAAUGUUUUCCAACAUUUCAAUUCAUAAUUCAAUUUUUGCACAAGACGAAUGAAUUAAUGAAAAUAAAUUUUAAAAACACCUGUAAAAGUCAA
Messenger RNA from Diachasmimorpha longicaudata, 1414 nucleotides. RefSeq lists its product as uncharacterized. The record is from RefSeq and is a predicted model, not a curated record. Lineage: Eukaryota; Metazoa; Arthropoda; Insecta; Hymenoptera; Braconidae. The transcript is spliced from 5 exons. Bases 89 to 829 code for a protein of 246 amino acids.